GGUACUAAGGGAAAUGUUAUCCGUUCCAUGUGAAUCUCUCCAUGAGUAGACAUUUCACUCUCCGUAAAACCUUAUCCAUAUAAUGUGGGAUAGCCAUUUCUUGUUUAAAAUUCACCAACUUUAUGGACUAAAAACAACACUUCAAUUUCCUACAAUAUGAAGUGCAUUUGCCUUCACUCUCCAAUCUUACUGAAACUUCCAAGCACCAAAUUCAUAUGCCAAUACCAUAAAUCAAAGCCAAUUUGCCUACUGGAGCAGCAACAGCACUAUAAAGCUAAAUUAGCUACUUGUUUUAUAAUUAAGGGAAAAAGGACUCUUUUAAUUGCUCCACUUAAGGCUAUUAACUCACCUGCUGCUUCCGGAGACCUGUCAGUUUUGGUACAGACAGGUGCAGUAAUGCUAUUUAUGUAUUGGAUUGCCAACUUUGUGGUGCCGGGGAUCGUCUUAAAGGAUCUUCAAGAUGACAGUACCACCAACGAUAACAAGGCUGAUGAAAAAGAUCUUCUAUGACCAAAUGAACAAAGGCUUUACAGCACCAAGCAAGGAGUUAAACUCUGCUAGACUCUAUCAACUCUUCCAGAUUAAAGAUUUUUUAUUGAUUUUUUCCGUUGAAUAUAUUGGAAUUAAUAUUAAACUCUUGUUGAAUAGAAGACCUCUUUUUAAUCAUAAUGAGAUAAUGGAGUUGUUUUACUGCUA
This is a messenger RNA of Lycium barbarum (goji berry), 696 nucleotides long. RefSeq lists its product as uncharacterized. The record is from RefSeq and is a predicted model, not a curated record. The transcript is spliced from 2 exons. The coding region runs from base 157 to 510 and encodes 117 amino acids. Lineage: Eukaryota; Viridiplantae; Streptophyta; Magnoliopsida; Solanales; Solanaceae.